This is a messenger RNA of Patella vulgata (common limpet), 3268 nucleotides long. Its product is annotated as mitochondrial intermembrane space import and assembly protein 40. Gene Ontology annotation, molecular function: protein-disulfide reductase activity. Bases 158 to 580 code for a protein of 140 amino acids. Lineage: Eukaryota; Metazoa; Mollusca; Gastropoda; Patellidae. The record is from RefSeq and is a predicted model, not a curated record. Gene Ontology annotation, biological process: protein import into mitochondrial intermembrane space. Gene Ontology annotation, cellular component: mitochondrial intermembrane space. The transcript has 3 exons.
UGAAAAGGGGCCAUGUGCUAUGUUAUGGAAUGAUGACAGAGGACAACAACAACCGGCGAAAUAUUAAUGAAUUUCAUUGACAUUAUUUCGCGAACUUUAUUCUAAUUGACACAUACAGAGACUGAUUGUUUCCUGUGCAUUUUAGUAUAAAAUAAAAAUGGCCUACUGUAGAGAAGAGGGGAAGGAUAAAGUAAUAUUUGCAACAAAGGAAGAUCUAGAACAACCUAGUACAGCCUUGAUAACAAUAGAAGAUCCAGAUGCAGAACCGGGAUUGAUAUUAGAAAAUGGUGAUAUAAAUUGGAAUUGUCCGUGUUUAGGUGGAAUGGCUAGUGGGCCAUGUGGUGUACAGUUUCGCGAAGCGUUCUCUUGUUUUCAUUAUAGUGAGGCUGACCCAAAAGGAUCUGAAUGUUAUGAAAGUUUUAAGACAAUGCAAGACUGUAUGAUUGGUUAUCCAGAGUUGUAUCCGUCUAAAGAGGACGCUGAAACUGCAGCUGAAAAAUUAGAGAAACAGGAUGAAUUUUUUAAUACAAACAAUUCUGAAACUCAGGAGAUUGCUGAACAAUCUGAAGCCAAGUCUUGAUGUGUGUUGAAUAAAUAACUAGGUAAAAAUCAAUAUAGAUAGUAUGAUAUUUAUGUGUAUGUAGUAUGUACCCUAAAUCAAAAGACUAAAAUUACAUAACCGAACAUCGUGGAAUGUCAAAUUUCUAUAUAUUGUAGAAAAUGGAAUCUAUUGUAAAAGUUUAAAUAUUUUUUGAUUAACGAAGCAUUAUGUAAGAGCUAAACUUCAUUUCAUUUUUCUAGAACAUCAGAUACAACACCCACACCAUAUAACCAAACUUUGUUUAUUAUUUUAACACUGGUACUAUUUUCACUAUAAUUUUGCUCAGAAUAAAGUAAUUUGAGUGAAAUUUCAAUAUAUUCAUUUUUUAUGUUCCCACAUUUUCAUGUGGACGUUUUAUGCCGUCGCUGCUGCCGUCCGGACAUCCAGACGUCCGUCCAUCCCCAAUUUGUUUGUGGACACUCUACAGGUCACAAUUUUUAUCCGAUUUUGAUGAAACUGGAUAUAUAGGUUUAUCUACCAAAGAUCUCGGUUCUUUUCGAUAUUGGCAUGUAUCGAACCAUAACUUCAUGGAUUAUGGCCCCUGAUUGUACGAAAAAUCGGCUUUUGAGCUUGUGGACACUCUAGAGGUCACAAUUUUCGUGAGAUUUUGAUGAAACUUGAAACGUAUGUUUAUAACCAAAAGGUCUUGGUUCCUUUCGAUAUUUGCGCAUAUCAGAUCGUAACUUCCUGAAAUAUGACCCCCUGAUCGUAUGAAAAAUCACUUUUUUAGCCUGUGGUCCCUUAAAAGGAAAACGUUCGAAUAUAUCACCGUUACACCAUAAUGUCAGUUGAGUUAGAAUUUCGAGAAAAUCGGACCAAACUGCCGGACAAAAUGGCCGCCCCACGAGCGCAAUUAGUGUAAACAUAUGGUAUAUCAAGGUGACAAUUUUUAUCCGAUUUUGAUGAUACUUGAAAUACAUAUUUAUAACCCAAAGAUUUUGGUUCCUGUCGAUAUUCGCCUAUAUCAGAUCGUAAGUUCCUGAAUUAUGGUCCCUGAUUGUACGAAAAAUUGCGUUUUUAGAUUGUGAUCCUUCUAGAGGUCACAAUUAUUAUCUGAUUUAAAAAAACGUUUGAAUAUGUCAAUGUUACACCGUAAUGUCGGUUGAGUUAGAAUUUUGUAAAAAUCGGACAGUAACUGCCCGUCAAAAUGGCUGCUCCUUGAACACAAAUUGUGUAAAAGUAUGUAAUACCAUGGUUGAAGACCUGAUAUGGUCCCGGAUUGUACGAAAAAUAGUGUUUUUUAGCUUGUGGAUUCUUUAGAGGUCACAAUUUUUUAUCCAAUUUUAAAAAACGUUUAAAUAUAUCACCAUUUCACCAAAAUGAAGGUUGAAGUCGAAUUGUGUAAAAGUAUGUAAUACGAAGGUUGUGGACCCUCUAGAGGUCACAAUUGUUAUCUGUUGUUGAUGAAACUUAAAAUGUAUGUGUAUGUCCAAAAGACAUCAGUACCUUUCGAUAUCUGCGCACUUCAGACCAUAGAUUAUGGCCCCUGAUUGUACAAGAAAUCGCUUUUGUUUUUAGCUUGUUCUCUAUCCAUCUCUUGCAAAAUGUGGGCAGAUCUAUUUUUGAACUAUUGUAGUAAGAACGGCCAACUAUUGAUCUAAAUCUUACAUAAUGCAUCUUUAAUGUUGUAUAAAUAUUUCUAAGGGUAUGUUGUAAGAUAUCUGGUAUAGUUCACAGGUAAUUGAUUACAUACAGAAUUCUGUAAAUGAUAUAAUGCUGGCAUGUUGUAAAAGACCAUUUCAUUUCAAAAUCCACUUUUAUUUACUCUGUUGGAAUUUAUUUGUUGGACAAUGUGGGUUUUUUUUAUCUGUCAUUGGGACAUUCGGCAGUUGUUUUGAUACCAAUGAUUGGCAUAUCUUGAUUAGGAACAGUGGAUCAUAAUUUAAGUAUUGCCGUUGUGUCUCUUAAACUAUGAUAUUUAUACUUUGAAGAGAAAAUAAUAAUAUAUAUAUCUAUUAUAGUGUUAGAGUUUUAUGAUAAUAUCAUCCAAAUUAUAUGUCAGUCACAAAUAGCUUAGAAUUUCCAAACAUCAAUCCAAAAAGUAUUUUCUCUCUCCGGUUUCUUUAGUUACCUGGGCCCUUAUUCAUGAAAACUUAAACUAAGUUACAACCGAAAUUUUAAGAAAUACUGCAACUUCAUUGGAUAUAUGCAAAUUGAUUUUACUGGUCAGCCAAUCGAAUUGCAGUAUUUCUUAAAAUUUCGAUUGUAUCUUAGUUUAAGUUUUCGUGAAUAAGAGCCCAGCUACAUAUUUUAUGAACUCCAGAAACGAUUUGAAAUAAAGAAAAAUUUGUGAUUUUAUGACAAAAUUUUUUGUUCUGGUAGAUAUGAAAAUCAAACAUCAUCAUAUAAUCAAUCAUAUGUACAAUGUACCUGUUUUAUAGUUAUUCCAAGAUUAGGGGAUUGCAUUAAAGUAGAUAGACUUUAAUUAGGCUUGUUAAAUUGUGUUUUAUGCAAUGUACAUGUUUUAUAGAUUUUGUAUUGGAGGUAUUAAAAUGAAAGAGAUAUUUAUAGUUAGUCUGAUUAAUAGAAAUUGUGAUUGUGUGUAUGAAAAUUAGAUUUCAAUUAAUUACAUAAUUCCAUAAACUCAUAUCAACUGUAGUGUUAUAAAAUUGUUAGUUAUAUGCAGUAAGUGUGAUUGAAUGUGGCAAUAAAAAUUGUUUAUUUAAA